UUGUACUGUUUUUCCUUUUGCAAAUGCGCCUACAAAACGUGAACAGUUGCAUCUAAAAAAAGCCAUCACACGAUUCCGCUGGCCCAGGACGCGACUCCGCGAUGGCUCAUAAUUACAUAGUGACCGCCCAGAAGCCGACGGCAGUCACGGCUUGCGUUACCGGAAACUUCACGACAUCGUCCGACUUGAAUUUGAUAGUAGCUAAAAGUUCCCGGCUGGAAAUUUAUCUUGUUACCCCGGAGGGGCUACGUCCGAUUAAAGAAAUCGGUAUAAAUGGAAAGAUUGCCGUGAUGAAGCUGUUCCGGCCUGCGGAAGCCCUGAAGGACCUCAUCUUCAUCUUGACCCAUCGGUACAAUGCGAUGAUUUUGGAAUGUGUCGUUCAAGGCGAUGACAUCGAAAUUAUCACUAAAGCGCAUGGCAACGUAGCCGACCGCGUCGGCAAACCGGCCGAGACUGGCAUUCUGGCCGUUAUCGAUCCGAAGGCACGUGUCAUCGGUAUGCGGCUGUAUGAAGGUUUGUUCAAAAUCAUCCCACUAGAUCGAGAUACCCAUGAACUGAAGGCCACCAGUUUGCGCAUGGAGGAAGUACACGUACAGGAUGUCGAAUUUUUGUACGGAACUCAGCAUCCGACGUUGGUUGUUAUCCACCAGGAUUUGAAUGGACGGCACAUCAAGACCCAUGAAAUCAAUCUGAAGGAUAAAGAUUUUACCAAAAUCGCCUGGAAGCAAGACAAUGUUGAAACGGAAGCGACCAUGUUGAUUCCAGUGCCAACCCCGCUUGGAGGAGCGAUUGUGAUCGGGCAAGAGUCGGUCGUUUAUCAUGAUGGUGAUAGCUAUGUGGCUGUAGCACCGGCGAUUAUAAAGCAGAGCACCAUCAAUUGCUAUGCCCGAGUCGAUAGCAAGGGAUUCCGUUAUUUGUUGGGUAACAUGAUUGGGCAUCUGUUCAUGAUGUUCCUCGAAACGGAGGAAAACGGUAAAGGUCACCUAAGCGUAAAAGAUAUCAAAGUUGAACUGCUCGGAGAGAUCACCAUCCCGGAGUGUAUCACAUAUUUGGACAAUGGAGUACUGUUCAUUGGAUCUCGUCAUGGCGAUUCACAACUGAUUAAAUUAAACACCACGGCAGGCGAUAAUGGAGCUUAUGUUACAGUAAUGGAAACAUUCACCAAUUUAGCUCCCAUUAUUGAUAUGUGCAUUGUGGAUCUUGAGAAGCAAGGACAGGGCCAAAUGAUUACGUGCUCCGGAAGCUACAAGGAAGGUUCAUUGCGUAUUAUUCGCAACGGAAUUGGAAUACAGGAGCACGCUUGUAUUGACCUUCCCGGGAUCAAAGGAAUGUGGGCACUCCGCGUUGGCAUCGACGAUAGUCCGUAUGAUAAUACGUUGGUGCUCUCGUUUGUUGGGCAUACCCGUAUUUUGACCCUAUCGGGCGAAGAAGUUGAGGAAACUGAAAUCCCUGGCUUUCUCAGUGAUCAGCAAACAUUCUACUGCGCCAAUGUGGAUUUCGGGCAAAUCAUUCAGGUUACACCAAUGACAGCCCGAUUGAUUCAGUGUGACAACAAAUCAAUGAUUUGCGAAUGGAAGCCUCCAGAUGAUAAGCGUAUUAGCGUGGUGGCAUGUAAUUCUUGUCAGAUGGUGUGUGCUACUGCCUGCGACAUCUACUACAUCGAAAUCGAAGCCGGCAAGCUGGUACAUAAGAGUACCGUCACGCUGGACUACGAAGUGGCUUGUCUGGAUAUCUCACCAUUGGAUGAUAAUGCCACCAACGCAGAACUGGUGGCAGUUGGUUUAUGGACGGAUAUUUCUGCUUGUAUUCUACGAUUGCCUAACUUGGAAGUUGUACACACUGAAAAACUCGGCGGAGAAAUUAUUCCCCGCUCUAUUCUGAUGGCACAUUUCGAGGGUAUUGUCUACCUACUAUGCGCACUUGGUGAUGGAUCAAUGUUCUACUUCGUUCUGGACAAGCAUACCAAUCGGCUGAAGGAUCAGAAAAAAGUCACUCUCGGUACGCAGCCUACGAUCUUAAAGACGUUCCGAUCGCUUUCAACGACAAAUGUAUUUGCGUGCUCGGAUCGCCCUACGGUCAUCUACAGCUCCAACCACAAGCUGGUGUUUUCCAACGUCAAUCUGAAGGAGGUGAACCACAUGUGUUCCCUGAAUGCCGAGGCCUAUCAGGAUAGCUUGGCUCUGGCUACGAAGAACUCCGUGAUUCUAGGUACGAUCGAUGAAAUACAAAAGCUUCACAUUCGAACUGUUCCUCUGGGUGAAUCGCCACGAAGAAUCGCGUAUCAGGAAACCUCGCAAACUUUCGGCGUUAUUACGUUCCGAACGGACAUUCAAGACUCCAGCGGCCUGACACCAUCACGGCAAAGUGCAUCCACGCAGACUUCAAAUGUGACAUCUUCAACCAACAUGGGGCUGCUGAAGCCGGGAGCAAGUAAUGCCGAAUUCGGACAAGAAGUUGAAGUUCACAAUCUGUUAAUAAUCGAUCAGAACACUUUCGAGGUCUUGCACGCUCAUCAGUUCAUGCAGACAGAAUACGCUAUGUCACUGAUUUCGGCGAAACUGGGCAAUGAUCCAAACACGUACUACAUUGUGGGAACGGCACUGGUCAAUCCGGAGGAACCAGAACCGAAGGUUGGCCGCAUUAUCAUCUACUACUACGCGGAUGGAACUCUCACACAGGUCAGCGAGAAGGAAAUUAAAGGUGCCUGCUAUUCUUUGGUAGAAUUCAACGGAAGAGUUCUGGCCAGCAUCAAUUCGACUGUGCGAUUGUAUGAAUGGACUGAUGAUAAAGACCUGCGACUCGAGUGCAGUCACUUCAACAACGUGUUGGCCCUAUACUGCAAGACCAAAGGCGAUUUCAUUUUGGUGGGCGACCUUAUGCGAUCGAUCACAUUGCUACAGUACAAACAAAUGGAGGGAAGUUUCGAGGAAAUUGCUCGCGAUUACCAACCCAACUGGAUGACAGCGAUAGAGAUUUUAGACGACGAUGCCUUCCUUGGGGCGGACAACAGCAACAAUCUCUUCGUCUGUUUGAAGGACGGCGCUGCAACGAGCGACGACGAACGGCAGCAGAUGCCGGAGGUUGCCCAGGUUCACUUGGGUGAUAUGGUGAAUGUGUUCCGGCAUGGAUCCCUCGUGAUGGAGAACAUUGGUGAACGAACGACGCCGACCUCCGGAUGUGUCCUAUUUGGCACAGUCAGUGGUGCGAUCGGUUUGGUCACGCAAAUCCCAGCGGAUUACUACGAGUUCCUACGAAAGCUGCAGGAAAAUUUGACUGAUACGAUCAAAUCGGUUGGCAAGAUAGAUCACGCCUAUUGGCGCAGUUUUCACACCGAAAUGAAAACGGAACGAUGCGAGGGAUUCAUCGAUGGUGACUUGGUGGAGAGCUUUCUUGAUCUUAGUCGGGAUAAGAUGCACGAAGCGGCUCAAGGACUGCAGAUAGACGUCGAAGGAACGAAAAAGGAAGCCACGGUGGACGAUAUAAUCAAGAUAGUGGAGGAUCUCACCAGGAUACACUAGGAUUCCCCAUAUGAACCGUGCUCACCCAUGCAGAUAAGUCUUGAUCUUAUAACGUUUUGAUGUUACGCAGAUCAAAUGAAUAUGGUUCGUCAAGGAGGGAAACAUGCUUUUAGAUGCUCGAACCUGACAGAUGUCAUACAACGUAUGGAAAGUUAGAACAACACAUACAGCAAAGCACUUAGCAUCGUUUGAGGUAAGUUUAAGUCAUUGUUUACUGAUGCAUUAUUUCUUGUUUCCAAGAUAAUAAACGGAAUGCAGUGGUCUACGAGGAGUGUGAAAUACAAA
This is a messenger RNA of Ochlerotatus camptorhynchus, 3803 nucleotides long. It is a transcript of the gene pic, whose product is annotated as DNA damage-binding protein pic. The record is from RefSeq and is a predicted model, not a curated record. The transcript has 8 exons. Gene Ontology annotation, molecular function: nucleic acid binding; protein binding. Bases 102 to 3518 code for a protein of 1138 amino acids. NCBI's taxonomy places the organism in Eukaryota, Metazoa, Arthropoda, Insecta, Diptera, Culicidae. Gene Ontology annotation, cellular component: nucleus; site of double-strand break. Gene Ontology annotation, biological process: proteasome-mediated ubiquitin-dependent protein catabolic process; DNA repair.